This is a messenger RNA of Fopius arisanus, 660 nucleotides long. Its product is annotated as ribonuclease H1-like. The transcript is spliced from 2 exons. Gene Ontology annotation, biological process: DNA replication, removal of RNA primer. The record is from RefSeq and is a predicted model, not a curated record. The coding region runs from base 1 to 660 and encodes 219 amino acids. Lineage: Eukaryota; Metazoa; Arthropoda; Insecta; Hymenoptera; Braconidae. Gene Ontology annotation, molecular function: RNA-DNA hybrid ribonuclease activity; nucleic acid binding.
AUGGAGAAAAUCCAGGAGCUAGCCUACCAACACCUCCAGCAAGCAAAACUUCACUCCAAACAACUGUAUGGUAGAGAUGCACGACCAUUAGAGUUAAAAAUUGGACAGUUUGCCUAUGUGCAAAAGGAACCGAAGUUGGGAAAAUUAGACCAGGCAUACACAGGCCCCUAUGAAAUAGUGGACAUAACCGAGAAGGGGAACGGAAUGGAAGGAAGAAUUCCCGUUUAUGUAGAUGGAUCCUACUCAUUCAACGGCGAUGUUAGAGCUAAGGCCGGAAUCGGAAUCUGGUUCGGGGAAAAACACCCCUUGAAUACCUACAAAACUCUGGACGGAACACGAGCCACAAACAUCAUCGCUGAGACGGCUGCCGCCGUUGAAGCAUGCAAAAUUUGCCUAACACAUGACAUUCAAAGAAUCACCAUCCUCACGGACUCUAAAUAUCUGACCAGCUCCAUGACUCAACACCUGCCGAAAUGGAAAGCUAACGGAUGGCUAACCUCCAAGGGCAAACCAGUAGUAAACCAGCAACUGUUACAACAGCUAGACCAACUAAUGCAGCAGCUAGAUGUCCAACUGACCUACAUACCAGGACACAAGGGAAUACAUGGCAACGAACGAGCGGAUGAGCUAGCGAAGUUGGGAUCUGAGCUCCAUCAGUAA